AUGAAGGCUCUUUUGUGGAGUAUAACGUUGCUGUCGUUACUGUCACACGUACUUUGCGACUGUCAGAAUGACUGCGUCACCUGCAACAAGCGCUUGUAUCAGCAGGACAACUUCGACACUCUGGUUUGCAUUGUGGAGUGUGAAGGAAAGAUCUACUCAAGUUCCAUGUGGGGUGUAUGCAAAACAGUUCUUAUAAAGUCAUCGAUAAGACUCAGCAUGGACAGUUUCGAAGAAGACUUUAAACCCUUCAACGUGGAAGACAGCCAGCUUACCGGCGACUUCAAGCGACUGAGCGAUCUCACAAAAGUGGUUGAUUUAAGUAAAAUUAAGGAUGAGAAAAGAUUAUCUAAAAUUAGUAACCUGAUCCAUGAGCAAGGAGAAGAAGAAGAUACCAGCAUUGAUGGUGGAGAAACCGCUCUGGGGAUGAGCGCCGGCACUGAUGAACUUGGGGACUUGCAGGAUCCUACAAAUGCCAUGGCUAAGCGAUUUGGCGGUUUUGUAAAAGGCAAAUAUAGCUACCGGAAAUUCAUGGGUCCAUCAAAAGAUCUUCAGAAGCGUUAUGGAGGCUUCAUUGGUGUUCGAAAGUCAGCCCGGAAAUGGAACAAUCAGAAGAGGUUUAGUGAGUUUCUAAGGCAGUACUUGGGGAUGUCCACACGUUCUGUGGACUAUGACAGCUUCACCAAUGAUAUGAAUGAACUGAACGAGCAAAAUGAAAUCUAA
Molecule: messenger RNA, 720 nt
Organism: Bufo bufo (common toad)
Lineage: Eukaryota; Metazoa; Chordata; Amphibia; Anura; Bufonidae
Gene: PNOC
Product: prepronociceptin
Exons: 2
Coding region: 1-720 (239 amino acids)
Biological process (GO): neuropeptide signaling pathway; chemical synaptic transmission; sensory perception
Cellular component (GO): axon terminus; plasma membrane; neuronal cell body
Molecular function (GO): opioid receptor binding
Source: RefSeq, a predicted model, not a curated record